Mercurialis annua (annual mercury) is the source of this 1734-nucleotide messenger RNA. RefSeq lists its product as uncharacterized. NCBI's taxonomy places the organism in Eukaryota, Viridiplantae, Streptophyta, Magnoliopsida, Malpighiales, Euphorbiaceae. Bases 1 to 1734 code for a protein of 577 amino acids. The transcript has 2 exons. The record is from RefSeq and is a predicted model, not a curated record.
AUGUUCUAUUUUCCAAUAACUCCGAGGCUACAGAGGUUGUACGCUUCGAAAGCCACUGCUCGGCAUAUGACGUGGCACGCAGACCACGAGAUGGAUGGUGAUACGAUGUGCCACCCGUCCGACUCUCCGGCUUGGAAACGUUUUAGUGAACUGCAUUCUGAGUUUGCCGAUGAAGGGAGAAAUAUCAGAUUAGGCUUAUGCUCCGAUGGGUUUCAGCCAUUUACCAAUUUUGGGCAGCAGUAUUCCUCGUGGCCGGUCAUUUUGACGCCGUACAAUCUCCCCCCAGGCAUGUGCAUGAAGGAUGAGUUUAUGUUUUUAACGGUUUUGGUACCGGGGCCUAGAAACCCAAAACACCUAAUGGAUAUCUUCCUACAGCCGCUGAUUGCAGAGUUGAACCAACUGUGGGAAUGUGGAGUCCAGACAUAUGACGUUCAUAAGCGUCAGAAUUUUCAACUAAAAGCGGCUCUUAUGUGGACAAUAAAUGACUUUCCCGCUUAUUCUAUGUUGUCUGGUUGGAGCACUGCUGGUAGAAAAGCAUGCCCGUACUGCAUGGAAAACACCGAUGCAUUCACACUGGAUAAAAGCGGUAAACAAUCGUGGUUUGAUUGCCAUCGCAAGUUUUUGCCUCCGAAUCACCAAUUCCGUCGAAAUGUUACUGAUUUCCGUAAGGGGAAACGAGAGGUCGGGAAAAGGUUUGCAGGGGUGAGAACUGGAGAUGAACUGUUAGCAGAGAUUGAUCGACUGGGGUUUAAGAAGGCAUUUGAGCCUGGUGCGAAAGUUACUAAUGCAUUACUGUCAAAAGAUCAUGGGUGGAAUAAAAAAAGUAUCUUUUGGGAUUUGCCUUAUUGGAGAACGAAUGUAAUACGUCACAAUCUCGAUGUCAUGCACAUUGAGAAAAAUGUCUUCGAUAACAUUUUUAAUACCGUUCUCAAUGUCCCCGGGAAAACAAAAGACCAUGCAAAAUCUCGUGAAGAGUUGAACGACAUCUGUGAUCGGCCAGGGUUAGCUAAAGAUCCGGCAACUGGGAGAUUUCCAAAGGCAAUGUAUGCUUUGGAUAGGGAUUCAAAACGAGUUUUGCUUGAGUGGAUUCAGAAAAUAAAGUUUCCAGACGGGUACGCGUCAAACUUGUCUAGAUGUGUUGAUCUAAAGGGGCUGAAAAUGCAUGGAAUGAAAAGUCAUGACUGCCAUGUUUUUAUGCAACGACUUCUGCCAAUCGCUCUUCGGGAGCUACUUCCGAAAAAUGUGUGGGAACCUCUGACAGAGUUAAGUAUCUUCUUCAGGGAGUUAACUUCCACGUCACUGUCACAGGAAGAUCUAAACCGUAUGGAAACUGAGAUCCCAAAAAUCCUGUGUAAGUUGGAACGUAUAUUUCCACCCAGCUUUUUUGACUCUAUGGAGCAUCUUCCCGUGCAUCUUCCGUAUGAAGCUAUGAUGGCAGGACCGGUCACUAAUAAAGGCAGGGUCGAAGGGAGCGUUAGUAGUGGAUAUCUGCAAGAAGAAAUCGCUAAAUUUGCAUCCUAUUAUUUUGCUGAAGGCGAUCCGAUGUUACCCGUGCGUUUGGGAAGAAAUGAAACUUGUGAUAUGGAUAUCGAUGAAGAUGCCGACAGACUGGGAAUUUUUAAACCUAAGGGAAAGCCGUUGCGUGGUAGCGGCAGGAGAUAUCUUGAAGACGAUGAGAUCAUCGCUGCUCGGACCUAUGUUCUUCUGAAUUGUUCCGAAAUCGAAGAUUAUUGA